AUGCCCUCCAAGAGAAAGGUUCACGAUGCCGAGACCAAUGCUACCUCGACGUCGGCCCCGAAGCGCCAGCGAGUUUCUCGAGCUGCUCGAGAGAAGUGUGACGGCGUUCAACCACAAUGCUUCUCCUGCGUAACGCUAUCGAGGCAAUGCACGUACAACGUCGCUCCGAAGAAGCGCGGCGUACAGACCGGUCUAAUUCGAACAUUAGAGCUCGCCCUUGUCUGGCUGUUCGACCAGGUUCCCGGCACUGAAGAGAAGCUCUCAGAGUUGCUCGCCCGCGAGGGCGAUGGCGGGCAAGCUCUGCUAUUAGACAAAGACAAUGAAGCCGGUAACCGUCUUCACAAGAGAUGGAGGAGGUGUCGAGUUCAUAAAGACAUCGACCGACUUCUAUCCGGCAAGGACGGUAUAAGCCCACGCCAAGACACCUCGGGAGACGAAUCAGAUGCGGACGCAGAUGGCCGCAACAAACAGAAAGACGCAACCCCCCAAGAAGGUGCCGCUGUGUCUCCAAAAAUAAACGGCUCCGAACGGGCAUCGGACGCGACUCCGGGCGAACCGGGCCCAAGACAUCGACACGGCUCUAUAUCCCGCCGAAGAUUCAAACUCCCAAGAAACUUUCCGAGGCUGCUAGAAGUUUACUAUUCUUAUACCCACAGUUGGCUUCCAAUACUAAACUCCAAAGAAGUCCUCGAUAAUGUUGCAGCCUCUUAUCCACCCGAUGGUUUUGAUAUCGACCCAGAAGACUCCGGCGCCAGCGCGGCCCACGCCGAACUGUGGUGCGCCCUUGCCGUUGGAGCCUUCCAGGAUGCGACAUCAUCCAAUACCUCCGGACGGGCUGAGCCUUCAGACCGUCCAAGCCUUAUAUUCGCAGCUGCACGAGGCUUGAUACCCGUGGAAACAGACAUGGGACUAGGUCACGUCAAAGCUCUACUGGUGUUGUCUCUGGUAAAGUUGGGUCAAGACAACGCAGGCGCCGCCUCAUUGCUUAUUGGUCUCGCCGUUAGAGGUGCUAUGGCACUCACGGAUGGCAGGUCAAGGAAUAGGGGCCGCAACUCUAUAUCUGGUCAGGUGGCACCUUUGACACCAGAAGCAAACUCAACUGCGCUGGAUCGAGUAAUGAUGGCAUGUCUCAUGCUUGACACCAUAGUAUCCCUGGGACUCGGCCAAACACCACACAUGAGGACGAGCGAUAUGAAAGACAAGCCAACGGAUGAAAACGGGCCGGAAGAAUGGGCUCCUUGGGCGCCACGGACUGGAUUCGGAUCCGAGGAGGUUGACGGCGCAGUGCACGCGGCCCAGUCGCUGAGUUCUUUCAACCAGCUUUAUCAGUUCUUCCGGACCCUGAAUCAGAGCGUUGAGUCAGGAACUGCAGCACCGCAGAUAGGUGCUGCGAACCUGGUGCAGGUGCUUGACCCCCGGUUCUCAUUUUGCAACUCUGUUGUUUUUGGAGCGUCAACGAUACCCAAACUGCCGUCGGCCUUUUUGAUACAGGCUACUUUCCUCGGUGCCACGCUGACAUUGAUGCCCGACGCCCGGGUCUCGCUUAUUUGGAGUCUGAUGGAGGUUUUGGAAAAUUCCAUUGCCCAAUUUGGCGCAGCCGGCGUGUCGCCGCUUCUUGUCACUUACAUGAGCAUCGCUAAUACCAAGAGUUGCGUGAAAGCUCUGCGAGACGAUGACAAAGCCAGAUGGAAUACUCUGAUGGGAGAUCUGAUAUCUGUUUGGCAAGACCGGACGACCAACGCAGAUUCGUCCGUGUUAGAUGCUGAGCCUGGCGGCAAAACACCUAUCCAGGCCGAACAGUCGGCUCCUCAUUUCUCACAGCCCGCCGCACGACAAAACCCACACUAUUCUCAAUUCCCAAUGAACACGGAUUCAUACCACCAAAACGGCAACGGGUUUCUACCAACUGCUUCGUCAGCUAGUCCUUCGACGGCGCGAACGAUGCCAUUUACCCCAGGAAGUCAGCUGGAUGCAUUUCCCACAGGAUUUAUGGGGCAUCUGCCUUCGGCUCAAACACCAUACCUGAUGGGACAAGGACCCCACGGCGUGGAUUACGACGCCAUUAUGGACGAGUUGGCUUCUAUAGACUGCACAGAUAGCAUGGAGGCCGACCCGCAGUUCAUGGCCAAUCUCGGCUUCGCCCCAGGCUCAGACUUGACAGACAUGCUGCGGGGAGAAUUUGGGGGGAUGUGA
Colletotrichum gloeosporioides is the source of this 2193-nucleotide messenger RNA. Its product is annotated as Quinic acid utilization activator. The transcript has 2 exons. Gene Ontology annotation, biological process: positive regulation of transcription by RNA polymerase II; DNA-templated transcription. Gene Ontology annotation, molecular function: DNA binding; zinc ion binding; DNA-binding transcription factor activity, RNA polymerase II-specific. Lineage: Eukaryota; Fungi; Ascomycota; Sordariomycetes; Glomerellales; Glomerellaceae. The record is from RefSeq and is a predicted model, not a curated record. The coding region runs from base 1 to 2193 and encodes 730 amino acids.